UGAACACUAUGAAAUAUCCAAUGUGAUCUCUGCCAGAUGUGUCAUGACGGGACGGAGUUUCUAAUUCCACGACUCAGCAACCAUCUACCCCAAAGGACCGCUUACUGAAGCUGCGUCUCACCAGCUGCAACACAAUGAAGGUCUUCUCAUCAUUGUCAGCUCUGCCAUGGGUCACCAUGUUUGCACAGCCAUGCUUUGCUACGGUAGCUGACAUUCCCGGCAUCUUUGGCCCAGUACCAGUCAUAUCCCCGUCUCCCGUGGGUGAUAUCUCAAAGUACCUGAAGAGCCGACCAAGCGACUUCGUUCAUCCCGGUAUCUGGCACACGCAUGAAGAUCUAGAGCGCAUCCGCAAUGGGGUCCUCGAAGACAAAGACCCCUGGGCGUCAACUUUUGCCGUCUUCAGCAAGGAUAGCUACAGCCUGUCAACUUAUGAGAUGAAGGGGCCGAAGCCAGUCAUCUCACGCGGCAGUGUUAGCAACUACACGUCCUUCGCCUCCGACGCCCGCGCCGCAUGGCAGAAUGCUCUGAUGUGGUACAUCACCAAAGACGACGCGCAUUGGAACCGCAGCACGACCAUUUUGGAUGGCUGGGGGUCUACGUUGGUCGACAUCAUCGGCACGGACCGGUCCCUACUCAUUGGCUUGGAUGGCGACCUCUUUGUUAAUGCCGCUGAAAUCAUGCGCUGGGAGGGGAACUGGACCGAGUCCGGAGCACGCUGGCAAGGCGGGUCUGGCUUCAGCAUCCAGCUCUACUGGUUGUUCUCACGACAGUCUAUCCCGAUUGGUCAGGCAAACUACGGAAUGGCUAGUAUCAAGGCCCUCUUGAGCUUUGCUGUCUAUCUCGACGAUGUUACCCUCUACAACUAUGCCAUCAAUGAGUACUUGAACAACCCCUGUGCGGGGCUCUACUCCUUCUUCGAACCCGAGACGGGCCAAAGCUCGGAGUCCGGCCGUGAUCAGAGCCAUGCCAUGUCCGGCUUGGGUUGGAUCGCUCAGGCUGCGCGGGUAGCCCAGAGUCAAGGCUCUGACCUCUAUAGUCAAGGCGACAACCUGCUUCUGAAAGGUGCAGAGUAUACGGCCAAGUUCAACCUGAAUGGGACCGUUCCGUAUGAUCCAAAGUGGUAUCGAUGCGAAGCAGUUCUUGUUAAUGGCCCUUGGGCAACCAUCUCCCAGGACAAGCGAGGUGUAACGGCCACAAACCCAAUGUGGGAUAUUCUGUACUACCAGUAUGUUGUCAAGAGACAGCUGCAAGCGACUUGGGUCACGAAAGCUAAGCAGGCUGUUGGAACCGAGGGCCGUUUGACGAGCAAUGAUCAUCCUAGCUGGGGAGGGCUGAUCUGGGCUUAUUGAGCUAUCGGCCAUGUCGCAUAUUCGUACGUACAUAUGUAGCUAUCGAAGCACUUGAGAAACAGCUUACUCCGCGAUGAUGGAAUCCUCGCCUUGAGAAAGAUGAUUUCUGCGCUUGGAACAUCAGGAGCAUGAAUCUUGACAUGUUUGACGUUGGCCACGUACGUACAAUCAUCUUACUAGGGAUGGAACUAAACAUGGACAGUCAUCUUUGGCAAAGUGUAGAAAGU
This is a messenger RNA of Colletotrichum acutatum, 1576 nucleotides long. Its product is annotated as chondroitin AC/alginate lyase. The coding region runs from base 135 to 1349 and encodes 404 amino acids. The record is from RefSeq and is a predicted model, not a curated record. The transcript has 3 exons. Lineage: Eukaryota; Fungi; Ascomycota; Sordariomycetes; Glomerellales; Glomerellaceae.